AUUUGAGCUAAAAUAACUUAAAAUCAAAUUAAAUAAGCUUUUUAAUGUCGAAAUAUAAAGUUGCUAUUCUUGGUGCAAAUGGAGGAAUAGGCCAACCUUUGAGUCUUCUCUUUAAACUUGAAAGUGAUGUAAUAAGUCAACUGAACUUAUUGGAUAUCAUUGAUCCUGCUGGAGUUGCAGAAGAUCUGUCUCAUAUCCCAACAAAUUGUUUAGUAAAAGCAUUCAAAGGACCUGACGAAUUAGAAGGAGCUCUCUCAGGAAUGGAUUUAGUUAUUAUUUGUGCGGGGGAAAAGGGAGUUCCAGGUUUAUUGUUGAUUAAUUUUCAGGAACCACAAGAGCUGAUUUAUUUGUGGCUAAUUCUAAAAUAAUGGAGUCUCUGAUCACCGGGAUUGCACUUUACUGCCCUUUUGCAAUAGUCGGAAUUAUUACCAA
This is a messenger RNA of Octopus sinensis (East Asian common octopus), 432 nucleotides long. Its product is annotated as malate dehydrogenase, glyoxysomal-like. The record is from RefSeq and is a predicted model, not a curated record. Gene Ontology annotation, cellular component: cytoplasm. Bases 45 to 368 code for a protein of 107 amino acids. NCBI's taxonomy places the organism in Eukaryota, Metazoa, Mollusca, Cephalopoda, Octopoda, Octopodidae. The transcript has 2 exons. Gene Ontology annotation, molecular function: L-malate dehydrogenase (NAD+) activity.